AUGCGCAGGGACACCAAGAAUCUUGAAAUAAACCCGCUGACUCCUGAGAUUGUCAAAUUAGAAGACGACUCUAGUUCUCCCAGUUUUAAUCCAAAGAAUCCUACGCGACUUGUCAUUCAUGGUUGGAUUUCAAAUGCCCAGAAUCUUCAUGGCUUCAGAGAUGCUUACAUUGCGGCCGGAGACGACUACAACAUUAUCCUCGUGGACUGGUCGGGGCCCGCAGCGGCCGACGUCCCCACUGCCGUCCAAAACGCGGUGCUGGUGGGCGACUACGUGGGGCAGGUGGUGAACCACCUGAUCGGAUCCCGCGGGUUGGACCCGGACCAACUCGUCAUCAUCGGGCACAGCAUGGGCGGUCACGUGGCGGGCAUCGUGGGCAACCGACUCGGUGGCCUUGCAGCUGAAGUCAUAGCGUUGGACCCCGCUAAUGAAAUUUUUGACGACAAUCCCUUGGAAGAUCAGUUAGAUAUAACAGAUGCAAAAUUUGUGCAAAUUAUCCACACAAAUGGAGGGGGUUUUGGACAACCAGAAAGUAGAGGACACGCAGAUUUUUUUCCGAAUGGCGGUAUAAAGCAAGCUGGAUGCGGAGAAGACAUAUCUGGAGGUUGCAGCCACAACAUUGUUCUUGACUUCUACAUCGAAUCCAUCGUUUCAAAAGAUUUCGUGGCUACGCUAUGCGCAAAUUACCACGAGUUUUCUCAGGGAGGUUGUAGCUCAAAUCAACAUGUGGCAAUGGGAGAAUGGACGCCAUUGAGCGUAUCAGGAUCUUAUUAUUUAAACACUAACCCCAAUUCACCGUUCGCCCAGGGUCAUACUGAACUUUAGCAGUUUUCAUAAUAUUCACAGUGAUACCAGAAUAAAAAAGUAUGAACAUAGAGUUAAAUAUGUUUAUUAACUGUUGUAAUUGAAAUUAAAUGUAUAAAACAUUAUUUCUGCAAUAAAAUUAUUGAAA
Messenger RNA from Gryllus bimaculatus (two-spotted cricket), 952 nucleotides. The record is from the annotation of a GenBank genome assembly. Lineage: Eukaryota; Metazoa; Arthropoda; Insecta; Orthoptera; Gryllidae.